Molecule: messenger RNA, 1741 nt
Organism: Chlorella variabilis
Lineage: Eukaryota; Viridiplantae; Chlorophyta; Trebouxiophyceae; Chlorellales; Chlorellaceae
Exons: 9
Coding region: 129-1547 (472 amino acids)
Biological process (GO): UDP-N-acetylglucosamine biosynthetic process
Molecular function (GO): UDP-N-acetylglucosamine diphosphorylase activity
Source: RefSeq, a predicted model, not a curated record
GUUAGACUUAGAGUAGCGUGUUUGGCUUUCGGUGAGCACCGCCAAGCAGUUCAGCUUUGGCAGUUCAUCUCCAUCUCUCCACGCAGGCAGUGGCACCGCUUGCAGUCGAGCCCAGUCCAGCAGCCAGUAUGGAAGCGCUGCGCCCGGUGCUGGAGAAGUGCGGCCAGCAGCACCUGCUGGAGGGCUACGAGGAGCUGCCCGCGGAGCAGCAGGCAGAGCUGCUGCACCAGCUGGAGGGCAUCGACUUCGAGUAUGUGAACCACAUCUUCACCGCCAGCAUGGCCGCCGCCGACAUCCCCGCCGCCCCCGCCGCCCCCGUGAGCGACGUCACCACCCUCAAGUCGUCCACGCGGGAGCAGCGCGACGGGUGGCGCGCCCACGGCCUGCGCCUGAUUGCGGAGGGCAAGCUGGCGGUGCUGCUGCUGGCGGGCGGGCAGGGCACGCGGCUGGGCAGCGCCGCGCCCAAGGGCUGUUACAACAUCGGCCUCCCCUCCAAGAAGAGCCUGUUCCAGCUGCAGGCGGAGCGCCUGCUGCGCCUGCAGGCGCUGGCCGCACAGCAGGCCGGCGCGGGCACGCCAGAGCGCCCGCUGCGCUGGUACAUCAUGACCAGCCCCGCCACCGACGCCGCCACGCGCAAGCACUUCCGCGACCACGCCUUCUUCGGCCUGCGGGAGGCGCAGGUGGCGUUCUUCAGCCAGGGCGCGCUGCCCGCGCUGACGGAGCAGGGGCGCAUCAUCCGGGAGAGCGCCUGCCGCCUGUCCAUGGCGCCAGACGGCAACGGCGGCGUGUACAUGGCGCUGCGCGCGGCGGGCGUGCUGGCUGACAUGGCGGCGCACGGCGUGGAGGCGGUGGACUGCUACUGCGUGGACAAUGCGCUGGUGCGGCUGGGGGACCCGCUGUUCACCGGCUUCUGCCACUCGCGCGGCGUGCAGUGCGGCGCGCGCGUGGUGGCCAAGGCGUAUCCGGAGGAGAAGGUGGGGGUGUUUGCGCGGCGCAACGGCGCGCUGGAGGUGGUGGAGUACUCGGAGCUGGAUCCGGCUGAGGCGAGCGCCUCUGACCCCGCCACCGGCGAGCUCAAGUACGGCUGGUCCAACAUCUGCCUGCACUACUUCCGCCGCGACUGGCUGGAGGGGGUGAGCGACAAGCUGGCGGAGAUGGGGCGGUACCACGUGGCCCGCAAGAAGAUACCCUCUCUGGACGGCCCCGUGGCGGGCGUCAAGCUGGAGCUCUUCAUCUUCGACACCUUCCCGCUGGCCGCCUCCACCGCCCUGUUUGAGGUGCGGCGGGAGGAGGAGUUUGCGCCGGUCAAGAACGCGCCGGGGCAGGGCCUGGCCGACAGCCCCGACACGGCGCGGGACGCCAUCCUGGCGCUGCACAAGGGGUGGGUGGAGGCGGCGGGCGGGCAGGUGACGAGCAGCGAGGGGGUGGAGGUGUCGCCGCUGGUCAGCUAUGCGGGCGAGGGGCUGGAGGAGCUGUGCGGCGGCAAGGCCUUUGCGUCCUCCUACGACAUGCACCUGCAGGCAGGGGUUCCUCCAGUUUGCGCCUAAGUCCGCCGUCGGCAAGCUGCUCAAAAGCGGCGCCGACGGCGCGGCAGAGUACUCGUCGCCCAGGCCAGUGCCCAAGGGCGGCGGCCCCGCGGGUCCCCGCAUCGUGGCCAACUGCAGCCGCACGUUUCGCGCGCAGUAGGGCGCUGUCGCCUGGGGCGACGGCCGCACCGGCAACGGCGCACGUCGGGCGGCGU